UGGGUGCUAUGGUGUCGCUAUCCUAAUGCUACAGAAAUCCCAUUUAUUUAACUGUAUGAAUAGAUAUCUAGAUAGUUCGCUACGUUCAACUCGAGUUUAUUAAUGUUAAUUUCUACGUUAUCUCCUGAAAGGAUGACCAGAAUGAACCGUUUUAGUUCCACCGUCCCAGAUGACGAGUACCUCGCGGACAGUAAUGUGAUGUUCUACCUGAGUGAUGCAGUGACCCAGCUGCUGGAACAUAAAGAGGAAUACACCCAGUUUGGAGUGAUCCGCUACUUUGCUGAAUAUUUCAGCAGUGUAAAGAACAGUAACCACGUACUCUUCAGAGAGUAUAACUACAUCAGGGCCACUCCCCACAACAGAGCCUCGUUCAUCAGAGUCUUCUGGAGAUGCUACAGACAGAUCGGCAAGAGCGGAGACUUACUGUCCAUGCUGGAGUACAGGUCGCUGCUGCAGUUAUUGUGUCCAGACUUCCCUUUGGAGAUGGUGCAGAGUGCAGCCAGAAUUAUUCUGAUGGACGAUGCCAUGGACUGUCUGAUGUCUUUUUCUGAUUUCCUUUAUGCCCUCCAGCUGCAGUUCUACUACCCAGAGUUCCUGGACAGCGUGGUGGUGAUCUACCAGGAUCUGUUAGCAGGGAAGAGUCCUAACACCGUCAUCGUCCCCACAUCCACCUCCAUCGAGCAGCUCCCCUUUGUGGCCACAGAGGAGAACGACAAGGAGAAGCAGCAGCAGGAUGAUGGAGUGGAACCGUCCACUCUGGCUCAGUGUAUUGAUGCUCUCUGUGACAGGUUCAAACACAGUCAUCCUCCCAGGUCCUGUAUGAGGGAAGUACUGGCACAGACCAACAAAGUCUCCUACUACAGCUUCCUAAUGAGCCUGGCUAAACACGAGACCAUCAACCAAACUAUUGGAGCAUUACCCAGCAUGGCAGAGUUUCUCAUUGAUCCAGAGAUGGACCAAGAACUGGACAAACUAAUCGCCCAGAUCUCAGUGAGUCCCGGCAGCAACAGCAGCGGCAGUGCGGUGGGGGGGCUGAAGGAGGUGCAGAGGAGGGUCCCCAGGAGGAACAUCCACCACAGGAGGAAGAUGGAGGUGGAAAGCGAUGGUUCCACGGAAGAGACCGACUCCUCUGAAAACUGACCUCUAAUCUUCCACCAGUCUGUGACACGUCUUAUUCCAUCUUAAGUUGGAAACACACUGUGGCUGCAUGCUACAAGUCAAAACUUUCAUGGCCUUUAUUUGUUUUGUAAACCCACACAUGUAGUGGAUCGGCACGCAGCGGUGCAAGCAAACGUUCCACCCUGCGACCGUGUGCUUUAUGUCCAGCGUUGAUGUCCAGAAAAGUGACAUGAGUCCACAUUAGAGUACCCAUGCAUGCACUCUAGAUUGACUGUUGAUGCUACGUAUUAUUCUCUAUGUGUUGCGUGGUCCUAAUGAUGUGCAGGUGAUCAUGUGACUCGCUACUCCUCUGGCGUGCAGGUCGUUUUGAAUUUUACUGUAAUCUUACCAAACAGAAUGUUUGUAUUGGUUGGCAGUAAUGAUAUUUAUUUAGCUAGUGAUGAGUAGUAUAACUAAUUUGAAUAUCAACAGUAUUACCCCAGUUUAUACUCAAUUUCUAAGUAUUUACAAUUUUACCUGAUAUUCGCUUGUUGUCAUGUUGGAGAAGCCUCUUUAUACCCUGUAUAUUAGUACAUAUAUGUACUCAAAGCGACCUCAAAAUGAGGCUUUUUGAGUAAAUAAAAG
Messenger RNA from Anoplopoma fimbria (sablefish), 1743 nucleotides. It is a transcript of the gene cstpp1, whose product is annotated as centriolar satellite-associated tubulin polyglutamylase complex regulator 1. NCBI's taxonomy places the organism in Eukaryota, Metazoa, Chordata, Actinopteri, Perciformes, Anoplopomatidae. The record is from RefSeq and is a predicted model, not a curated record.